Pelagomonas calceolata is the source of this 1503-nucleotide messenger RNA. Lineage: Eukaryota; Pelagophyceae; Pelagomonadales; Pelagomonadaceae. The record is from the annotation of a GenBank genome assembly.
UUAAGUUUAAGGCUUUGGGAGAGCGCUUUUUUGUAGAGCGCUUCUGCGAGGCUGUAGUGCAAGAAUGCGGAUGGUAGGGCUGCGCCCAGCGAAAACAGCUUCGUAUCGCUUGCUGUGAAGCACUGUAGCACGAUCAGCGCGCGCGCGGGCGUCGAGUAGGCUUGCUAGUGUCUUACGGGACGCUAGCGCGAGAGAGACGAGUAAUAGCGCGACGAAGGCAUACCUGCAAGACUGUAAGACACUAGCAGUAGCCGACGCGCGGCGCUAGCCUGCGCGUCAGCGGCCGUCGGUAGUCAGCGUCCUGGCUAAGCCGACGCGUCGCUUGCCAGCGCCUCGGGCCAGUACUCUUCGAGAGCACGCCGCGGCCUUCGAGAGCACGCCGCGGCCUUGGUAGACUUGGUUUUACUUUGGCAGUCCGUAUACGCCGCUGACAUAGCGACGCAAUAUCAACCAGCGCUGCGAGCUGUAAGAUACUCGCUGGGCUUUACGUAUACCCGGGUCCUCCACUGGCCUUGAGCACCGUGACAUACAAGCAGUAGCAAGGAGCGUCGACAUGUUGUGGCCGACGAUACACAAGGCCGCCUUCCGCGGUGACGAAGCCAGCAUGCGAGCCGAGCUCGACAAGGGCGUCUCGCCAGAUCUUGCAUACAGCGCAGAAUGGUCAAACUCAAACGGAUCGGGCGCGUUUACCAUGACGCCGCUCCACCGUCUCCUCGACGGCUGGGUCAACUACGGCAUAGCACCCCGGAAUGCUUUGUCUUGCUUGAACUUACUUCUGGCCGCCGGGGCGAAUCCGAACCUCGAACAAGUCGGGGGAGCUUGGAUAGAAUUCGGGGUCAACAACAUACCCAGGGGGUUCUUGAGGACUCCUCUUCAGCUCGCGAUUCUCAAAAUAUCCAGCGGGUCGGCUGAGUUGUUCGUGGCCCGGCUCCUCGAUGCCGGCGCCGACGUAAAUGCCCGAGGGUCCCAGAAUUUGACCGCGUUACACACGGCGGCACGAUAUGGCUCGGUUGAGUGCGCCGCCCUGCUCAUUGACGCAGGGGCCAAUACCAACGCGUUGUCCUUAAAUGGGUCUACGUAUACGCCGCUGGACAUAGCGUUGGCUCAGGCAGAUGUAUUGAUGUACAGGGCCCGGACAACCAUGCAUCUGCCGUUUAAGGAAUCUCUCGAAUUCGAGGCGAGGAGGUGCCAUCGCGUGGCCCUUGAUCUCCUUCGCGCCGACGCCAUGUGCGUCGUCUACGACUAUGACAACACAAGCGACCCGUACGUCCGCCGCGUGCUCGGAGCCGGCGGCUUUAGGAGAUACGAACGCGCGCACCUCGCGGCGCUCACCGCCACGUUCGAGCCGAAGUUCCCCGCGCUGACGACGGACGCCGUCCGCGUCGUCGUCGCAUUUUCGACGUAGAAACCCGCGAGCUCAGGAGGCCCGGCAAGGAGCUCUAUUGUACUUAGUACCUCUUGGGCCCGGGGCUCGAUCGCCAGUGAUUUAUCUUUAGCUUUGUC